Molecule: messenger RNA, 525 nt
Organism: Trichoderma reesei QM6a
Lineage: Eukaryota; Fungi; Ascomycota; Sordariomycetes; Hypocreales; Hypocreaceae
Exons: 1
Coding region: 1-525 (174 amino acids)
Molecular function (GO): catalytic activity
Source: RefSeq, a predicted model, not a curated record
AUGGCGACCCAUCACAAAGCCCUCAGGCUCUGCGUCAGCCUCGCCCGCCAGGCCCUCGAAGCCGGCGACUCCCCCUUCGGCGCCGUCCUCGUCAACGCCCACGGCGCCAUCAUCCACCAGGACCGCAACCGCACCGUCACGGGCGAGGCCGGCGACUUCCGCGCCGACGCGACGCUGCAUCCCGAGCUGACCAUUGCCCGCUGGGCGCACCUCCAUCUGACGCCCGAGGAGCGCGCCGCGGCCGUCGUCUACACGUCGGGCGAGCACUGCGCCAUGUGCGCCGCCGCCCACGCCUUCGUCGGCCUGGGCCGCAUCGUCUACGUCUCGUCGACGGCGCAGUACGAGAGCUGGAAGGACGAGGCUGGCGUCGACAAGGGGCCGGUGGCGGCGCUGCCCAUCAAUGCGGUUGCGCCGCAUGUCCCGGUUGAAGGGCCCGUGGCAGGGCUGGAUCAGGAGGUCAAGGCGCUGCAUCAGGCGAGGUGGCAGCGGCGGAGGCUGGAGGCGCAGGCUGGGAACGAGGGCUGA